AUGUCAAAUAUGCCUGAUCUCGGAAUAAAUGUUCCAAUCCACAACACCGAUGAAAAUGAAGAUGACGAUGAUGAAUCAACAAAUAUAGUUAAUGUACAUGAUCCAUUCUUUCUUUGGGGUAUAUUUGAACACAAAGAUCGCGCAUUAAUUCGUGCAAUAGGUGCAUUGUCAGACGCUGAUUGCAGUCGUCUAUAUUGGUCAUGUCAUUAUCAUAAACAUAACAGAGUAUGUCAAUAUGUAUUAGAUAAUAAUGCACCUGUAUGUAUUGCACGUGAUGCUAUUGAAAAAAUUUCAAUAAUGGCAAAAGCUGCUGAUAGUAAAUCACUUGAUUUAUCAGAAAUACCUGUACCAUUUUUAUUACCAACAUCACCACAAUUUAUUGUUACUGAAUUACGUGAUGGAUCGAUUAUACCAUCAAAAGGUAAACCAUUAAAAUUUACUGUUCUUGAUCGUGAAGGAAAUACCAAAGUUUGUAUUUAUAAACAUGGUGAUGAAUUAUUACAAGAUGCAAUGUGUGUAGCUGUUAUGAAAGAAAUGAAUGCUAUAUUUAAAGAAGAAAAUGUUGAUGCUGAAGUUGUUCUCUAUGAAGUUCUUCCAGUUGAUAAAAGUGAAGGUCUAAUUGAAUGUGUUGAAAACGCACAUCCAUUUAUUGAAUUUAAAAAAACAGCUUCUGAUAAUAAAGAUGCAAUAUCAUCAUCAGAUGCAUUAAAAACAUUUAUUGAAAAAUCACCCGAACGAAAAGGAAAUUUAUUUCGAACAUUUCUUGGUUUUGUUGUUUCAGGAAUUGUUUUACAAUUAUCUGAUAGACAUGACGAUAAUAUCAUGAUAACUGAAGAUGGUAAAAUAUUACAUAUUGAUUUUGGUUGUGCAUUUGGUCAACAGACAAAACUUGAACGAUUAUUAGGUAUAUUUAUGGAUAUUCCACAUUCACCAUUUAGUGAAGAUGUUUUUAUUGCAAUGAUUGGUCAUGAAAGUGAUAAUGAAAUUAUAACACAAUUAUGGCAAACAAUCAAAGAACAUAUAUGGGCUUGUUUUAAUGCAAUACGUUUACAUAAAAAUCGUUUUAAACCAUUAGGAGAAGAAAAAUUCAAACAAUUAUAUGACACAUUAAUGGUUGGACUUAAUGAUAAUGAUGCUCGCGAUGCAUUAUAUAUUGAAUUAGAAAAAUGUUAUAACAAUCGUUUUAAUUCAGCAAGAGCUUUUUAUUAUAAAAUUCAACAGAAUAUUGUUAGUUAA
Messenger RNA from Adineta steineri, 1236 nucleotides. The record is from the annotation of a GenBank genome assembly. Lineage: Eukaryota; Metazoa; Rotifera; Eurotatoria; Adinetida; Adinetidae.